AUGGAUCAAGAUCAUGAUAUUGAUGAUGACGACAAUCAUAACGCUAAUGGUGCUGAUGAUGAUGACGGCACUCAUGAAGCUAAUGAAGAUGGUGAUAAUGAUGUUGAUCAAGAUGACGUUGCUGUUAUUGAUGAAGAUCAUGUGAAUGAAGAUGAUGAUGACAACGAAGAUGAUGAUGAUGACAGUCAUGAAAUUAAUGAUGAUGUCGAUAAUGAUCCCAGCGUGCAGAAUACUGAAGAAACUGUGAAAAAUAAACUGAAUCAAUUUGAAAAACAUGUGCUGAUCAAGCAAACGAGUAAACACCUGCUAAAAGUGCAGAAAUUCCCAAAGAACAGAAAAAUAUUCUAA
This is a messenger RNA of Stegodyphus dumicola, 348 nucleotides long. Its product is annotated as trigger factor-like. Lineage: Eukaryota; Metazoa; Arthropoda; Arachnida; Araneae; Eresidae. The record is from RefSeq and is a predicted model, not a curated record.